GAGGAUCUCCUCAUUCACGGCGAUUCUGUUUACGAUAUCAUUGACAAACAGGAUCACGCAGCCAUACAAGCCGAACUGAAUCGCAAUGUGCCACCACAGCCGGGACAUAGUCAGCAUGCCAGUGCCGCGUCAGCAGCAGCCGCAGCAGCGGCGGCGAUCUCAAGUCUGGAAGGAGAACAUCGCAUGUUUUUGUGUCGCAUGAAUGUCAGUCGAAAUGCGCGACGACAAAUGCGGUUCGGCGAUCAGAAGGUUGUGCUAGUUCAGGGUCAUUAUCUGUCAUUUCUGCCGCUUUGCAGUCGCAAUGAGCCGGUCUUUGUGGCCACAUGCACACCCAUUGCCAUGCCGGAGACGCGCGAGUGUGUGGUGCAGGGCGCCACCAAUGUCUUUACCACCAUUCAUUCAAUGGAUAUGAAAAUCGCACAUAUCGAUAAAAACGGCGAAUUUCAUUUGGGUUACAGCAAAAGUGAUAUACAUGGAGUUUCUUGGUACAAUCUAUUGCAUUCGGAAAAUUUACGUGAGGCGCAAAGCAAACAUAGGCUGAUAACACAAUCGGAGCAGGAUCGCUCUUGCAUUUUACUAGUUCGCAUGCAGCGGCGACAAGGAGACUUUAUUUGGGUACACGUGGUACUACAAGUGCGCGAUAGUCAAGAUACCAACCAGCAGCCGGUGAUUGUUUGCACGAAUCAGGUUCUAAACGAACGCGAAGCAUCGGUUAUGCUCGCCAAUUCAUGGCUCUACCACUACUACUCAGUGCAAUCGAAGAUACAAUUCGGACUUGCCUUCGAUGCGCCCACACGUGUGCCACCAACAACGCCAGCCGCUGCCGCUGCGGCUGCGGUCUACUACCAUCAUCACGCGCAUCAUGUUGGCCAUCCGCAUUCGCAUCAUCACACGGGCGCCGCCACAACGGCCACACUUCCGGCUACCGCAUCAGUGGGCUAUGCGGCCGCAUUGCAUCCACAUCAGCCACAUCCGCACGUCCACCAUCCGCACCACCAACACCUGCACACAAAUCAGCUGCCGCAUCCGCACUCGCACCCGCAUUCCCACCAAAAUUCACACCCCCAGUACCACCACAUGACGGCGUAUGGCUCGUAUCAUACGCCCACUGGCGCGACUAGUGGUGGCAGCAUGAGCGUGGGGAGUGGCAGCGGCGGCAGUGCGGAGGGAUCGCCUGCGCCUCAUAUGGGCGGUCAACAGCCACAGCAGCAGCACUUACAAAGCAAUGGCGCAGUGGUGAUGACGGCGAAUGCGGGCAACAUUAAUGGUGCCGCCGUCGGUCCGUACAUCUACCAUCACCGGCUGGGGUUGGAACCGGUCGACUAUAGUCAAGUGCCUGGCGGUGCGACGGCGGCAGCGAUUGGCUUGAACGGCGUGCGCUCUCCCGCGAAUGGUCAGACGGAUGGACAGAUGCGUUGUAGCAGCGCGAACAGUUCCGUCUCCAGUCACAAUGCAGCCACACCGCACUAUGUCACACACAACAGCAACGCUAGCAACAAUGCGACCAGCAAUAGUCAUAACAACGGCAGUGGUGGCAACACUAACCACAACAACACAAAUAGCAAUCACACCAGCGGCCACAAUCAUAAUCACAACGUCAGUUCCAGCGUCAACGGAAAUGCCUCAUCACAUCAUCAACGCCUCAGUUCGCCACCCACCAAGCGGAGAGCUAUCGGCAAAUUGGAACCACUUUAUCUACCAGAUGAUGGCACCGAUGACACGCCCACAACAGUAACCGAAAUUGAUACAGCCUACCCGCUGCAUACGCAUGCGCUCAUUUCUGCGCCGCUCGAGUCACAUGCUUCCGUAGUCUUUGCCACCGUUGUGCCUACACGUCCGCGUCUCAUGCAAAAGUCACUACCCAACGAUCCACCCGACUUCAUCGAUCAAUGGAAUCCCAGUCCGCCCUGGUCGGAGUCUGCGCAAAAACUUUCGCUUGAUAGUUCCUCCUCAACGCAGCAGGAGCUCAGUCCUUGUAUUACCACCACACCACCUACACCCACCAGCGCGCCACCUAGCGGUCCACUCGCCGCCAAUUGCAAUGGUUUACAGACUUUAGCACCAGCUUUCUCAUUCGAAUGGAUGUCCGAUCCGUUGGUGCCUAUUACGGAUCCCUAUGUUUCCUGUAUAACGCCGCCGGAUGGCGUACCCAUUGUAGUCACUCAUCAUCCACACUCCGCCGCAGUGCAACAUGCCUUGCAUUGGCCUGUGAAUGCCCCAGCGUCCGAACAUCAUCAGCACCUGAGUCAGCAUUUAGCCUCGCAUGGGCAUCGAUUGUUGAGUCUGUCGAGUACGGGCGCUGGUGAAGCGACGCAACAGGUGUUGAGCGUAGCAGCCAGAGAUGCGGGGAAUGUGAAAGUGAAAUCACCUGAUGUUGCAGAGCGAAAAGGUGAGUGUUUUUCUAGUUUUUGAAUAAACCAAUACGAAACAUUUUCGAUC
Rhagoletis zephyria (snowberry fruit fly) is the source of this 2439-nucleotide messenger RNA. RefSeq names its product neuronal PAS domain protein dysfusion (gene dysf). Gene Ontology annotation, biological process: regulation of transcription by RNA polymerase II. Lineage: Eukaryota; Metazoa; Arthropoda; Insecta; Diptera; Tephritidae. The record is from RefSeq and is a predicted model, not a curated record. Gene Ontology annotation, molecular function: DNA-binding transcription factor activity, RNA polymerase II-specific; RNA polymerase II transcription regulatory region sequence-specific DNA binding.